Molecule: messenger RNA, 2716 nt
Organism: Vespa mandarinia (Asian giant hornet)
Lineage: Eukaryota; Metazoa; Arthropoda; Insecta; Hymenoptera; Vespidae
Gene: Gbs-70E
Product: Glycogen binding subunit 70E
Biological process (GO): regulation of glycogen biosynthetic process
Cellular component (GO): protein phosphatase type 1 complex
Molecular function (GO): glycogen binding; protein phosphatase 1 binding
Source: RefSeq, a predicted model, not a curated record
GGAGAUCAAAGCGUUUCGUAUGUCAGACGUGAAGCGAACGUGGAGGUGGUCGCAUCGGGCGGACUAAACGUAUUUUUAUUACGGUCGCGCGUAUAUAUAUAUAAUACACACACACACGCACAUACAUACAUAUAUACAUAUAUAGACACGAAAGUAACGAGAUAACCGAUAACACGCAUCUACAAACGUAAUAAUUUUUUCGAGGUACGAGAUUUUACUCGUGAUGUUGAGCCCGUACCAAAGGAUAAACGUCGACGUCCUAUCUGUAUUCUUCGUCGUCGUCGACACGUGAAAGAUUCGUACGACGACGAGGAAACGAAUUUUAACAACACGAUCGUUUUAAUUAAAUACACCAUUUUAUAUUUCUAUCGAUUAUAAUUUAUAUAUAUAUAUUUCUAUUUCCCUAAUCUACGAAAACGUGAGGAAGGGAAGAAAAACAUAAAGGGAAAAUAAAGGAAGAUCUUUGAAGUAAUUCUAUAGUGUAUUCGCACGUUAAAUAUACAACAACGCAAGAAAUUAUUCAUCAGAUAUAUCAUACAUGCAUACAUGUAUAUACAUAUAUAUAUAUACAUAUAUAUAUCCUUCGAAAGAUGAAAUUGAUAAAUUCGAAUGAGAUAAUUGUCGCAUCGUGUUGUAGUUUUAUGAAACGUACUCCAAAGAAAUUUUAAUAACAACAACGUCGACGCGUUGUCCACUGGACCAAAGCUCUCCGGGGGAAAAAAAACAAAAAAAAAAAAAAAAGCGAAAUAAGAAAAAAGAAUUACGGGAAAGCGUGAGAAAUAACGCGCUAGUUCGUGAGUGCGUGUGAAAGAGAAAGAGAAAGAGAGAAGGAAAGAGAGUGGAGCCUAGACACGUUUACUAUCGGGAGAAGAUAUCGGAAAAUACAAUAUAUAUAUAUAUACACACAAUAUAUAUAUAUAUAUAUAUAUAUAUUUUCCUUUCCAUUCAACGGCACCUUUGGCUACACCGGUCUCGCUUGACGUAAAGAAAUACAUCUAAAUGUGUUCCAUAGCGAUGCCAACAGAACUUAUCCUGGGGCACAGUCCUCCGGUAUACAAUCCACUUCUGUACAGGCCUUUGGUGACGCCGACGAUUACAACAAGAUCGGUACCACCCAGAAUACGACCGUGCCUGUCCACUGGUUCGUUGCCUUUGGACAACUUAAAAAACAACAAUGACAGCAGUAACAAGCAGAAAAAGAGGGUCGUAUUCGCCGACGAUCGUGGCCGUCCACUUACUCAGGUACGUGUAAUGUCGGAACCAAGUAACGUUCCGCCAUUAUGGACUACGGCAUAUAUCGAAGAAGUAACCGGAGGACUCUUGAGAACAAAAAUCGACAACGAGGUAACGCAAGAUACUACAACACCGCCAUGGCAGGUGACGUUUCCUCAGCCAGCGAGUGAUUAUCUUGCAUUUCGCCGUAAACUCGAUCAAGACAAUGUUAGUUUGGAGAACGUGAUCGUUCGUGAAUCCGAACAGGCACUAGUUGGUACAGUGAAAGUGCGAAAUCUUGCAUACGACAAGGAGGUCGUUGUAAGAGCAAGUACCGACAUCUGGAAGACCCACGAGGACAAUUAUUGUACCUAUGUUGAACAACCCGGUGCACCGGCACUCAUCCUCUACGACACCUUCCGUUUUCGUCUUACGUUGCCAUUGAAAUCUGACAAUAUUGAAUUCUGCGUUAGAUAUCGUACCGAUGGACAGGAAUUCUGGGACAACAACGAGGGCAAAAAUUAUGUUGUCCGAAAAAGACAGGAGCCAAGGGCACCGCCUAAACGAUAUGAUCUCUUGGCAGCCACGUGCAAUGGGUUAUCAAGUAACAACAAUAUUUGCAACAUGAGCAAUGACGGAAACAACGGACUGAGUAUACCACGUAUAUCCGAUGCAAGACGAAUUAACGUUCGUACGUGGAGUGAAUUCGCAUCGUGGCAUCAUUUAAACAACGAUGCUCCCUAUUGGUGAAAAAAACAAAUAACAAAAUGAACAAACAAACAAACAAACAAACAAACAAACAAAAAAAAAAUGUUAACCCCUUUUUGUGGAUCCCUCGUCAAACGAUGUACAAAAAUGUACGAAUAUUCAUAAUAAUUCCAGCGUUAAAUCCUGGAAAAAAAUAGUCGAGCUGUGAAUCCGUUCGAUCGGGGGGUCUUAUGAAGAGGGGGAUGGGGAGAUGAUGAUACGAACUGAGAUAUAAGGGGUGGAACGACGAAAUAUUUUUUUUCGUUCGUCGAUGCAAAAACGAACAGUGAUACAAAGAGAAGAAAGAGAGAGAGAGAGAGAGAGAGAGAGAGAGAGAGAGAGAGAGAGAGAGAGAAGAGAGAGAGAGAGAGAGAGAACACGAUUAUUGAGAAUGAAAUCCAAAAUACAUUGGCAGGGAAAAAGAAAGGAAAAUAUGAGAAAACGAUGAUUGAAGAGGAGGAUAUUUCUUAAAAUCUUUUUUUUUUUUUUUUUUUAUUUUUAUUUUUAUUUUUAUUUCUUUUGUUUCUAUUAUUAUUUUUUUUUUUUUUUUUUUUUUUUUUUUUUUUUCUUCACUUUUUUUUUCUCUCGACGAAUUACGAGAAGCAACGACGAUAGUUAAGAUGACGAUAAUAAUAGACGUCGGACGAGAAAAGUUCUCGUUGAAAAGAGGAAAAAAGAUGUGAUGCGGCUAAGAGAAAGAGAUCAGAGUGAGAGAAAGAGAGAGAGAGAGAGAGAGAGAGAGAGAGAGAGAGAGAGG